Messenger RNA from Scutellospora calospora, 408 nucleotides. The record is from the annotation of a GenBank genome assembly. Lineage: Eukaryota; Fungi; Glomeromycota; Glomeromycetes; Diversisporales; Gigasporaceae.
AUGUAUAAACAAAAUAAUACUACAGUUAAUGAAUGUAAAUUAAUAAUAGAAGCUAAUGAAGCAAUGUGUUGCGAAUUUAUUUCAUCUUUCCUUCUAUAUGAACAAGAAGAAGCAAACUCAGAUGAAGCAUUUAAGACUGAGGAUUAUGACUAUCUAUAUGAGAUUGUAUCAACAGGUAUAGAUUGGCACUUUAUCAUGUUCAUUUCUGAAGAAAUUUUUUGUACGAGCAAUAGUGAAUAUCAAAUAGAUCUCACAAAAAAGGUACUUAAGGGUAAUCAGAAAAAUCUGAGGGAGAAUAUAAAACAGGUAAUCAGUAUAGUUGUAGGAUUAUUGAAAGAUAGAGUAACUGUAUGUGAUGAACCUGAAAGCAAGAGGUGUUGUAUGCAAGAAAAAAUUACCAAAAAAUAA